Symbiodinium natans is the source of this 1413-nucleotide messenger RNA. NCBI's taxonomy places the organism in Eukaryota, Dinophyceae, Suessiales, Symbiodiniaceae. The record is from the annotation of a GenBank genome assembly.
AUCUUACAGCCGGUUCGUACCGGAGGCCGGCAAGGCCGUAGCAAUAGGCACGAUAGCCAAGUGAUGGGAAGCGGGUGCACCAAAACUUCCGCGUCCUCCACGAAGGAGUUUGCGAAGGAGGGGGCGCCAUCACCCGAGAGUCCUUUGAGGACAGAGGCCUUGGAGACUCCUCUGCCGAACGUGCCGAACGUCGUGGACAAGGAGGUCCAUGAGGCUCAUGGAGCUCUUGGGGCUCCUGUGCAAGCCUCGCUUGGACCGCUGGUUACAGCGCUGGUUUCGCAGAAGCUGGACCAUAUUCUUCAAGAAGAGGUACCGGUCUGGGAUGCCAGCUGCCGUAGCUUCGGCAGGCUUCAGUCGCAAGACGAGAUGGAACAGGAUGCGUCUGUACACGAGAGAGCCAAGAUUCAUCGUGAAUUCUUGGCUCGGCUGGAGAACUACUUUCAGGACGUCUGCUCCCAAACGGGAAUCAGUACCCCUGACGUUGCACAGCUGUUGCAUAAAGAAGCCGCUCGGAGUGAUGGUGCGCGAUUGAUUCUUAAUCGUCUGCUGAAAUACACGGAUUAUAAUGCUUUUGCAAAGCUCAUGCACGGGCACUUCUGGGCCACCGUCAAGGAAGUACGUCUCUUCUGGGACAUUGAGAAUGUCGGCUGGGAUGAGAUGCAACACAGUGGCAGAGAUGUUGUCAAAGGUCUGCGUGACUUUCUGGACGCCAGGAACCUGGGCGGCUUCGCAGCGCAGCUGUGGGCCGUUGCGCCAACGUGGCGCUUUGCGGAAAGUCCGCGUGUCGUCGAUGACCUGGAGGAUGCUGCCAUACAGGCGGUCAACUGCAAGUCGAAGCCAGAAGCUGCAGACCAUGUUAUCAAGGGUGAGAUUGAGAAAGCUGCCCUGCUGUAUGGCAAGUACGAGGUGCCAGCACAUACCGUCGUCUUUAUUCUAAUCACAUCAGACCAAGACUUCACGGACGUCCUGCAGCGUCUCAAAUACGCGGGCUACAAAACCGUGCUGAUACACAAUGCCAGGAAGGGCAGCAGGCAUGUCGAUAUGAUGUCACUGUAUGCAAGCCAUGCCUUUUCUUGGAAAGAGGUCUUGCCAGCUUUACCUGCUCCAAGACGAAGUGACAGGAGCGACUGGCAGAGACUCCUCGACUGGGCCAGAGGUCGGGUCCAUCCCGCCGUUUGGGUAAACGCAAGAGAGGAGGCCCCUCGCCUUUGGCGAGUGAGCCUUCAGUUUGGUAGAGGCUGCGACCCGAACGAGAUUAAUCUCUCCGAAGGAGAGACAAAGCAAGGAGCUGCCAGGGCGGCUCUGGAGUGCCUGGCAAAACUUUUGGGAGAUCAGGUCGAGGUGAGCAACCUCGAGCAGCGAGUGCUGCACACGGCGCUUUCCCAAGGCGCCCAGGCAGAGCGCCAGGCAUAG